Molecule: messenger RNA, 1647 nt
Organism: Triplophysa dalaica
Lineage: Eukaryota; Metazoa; Chordata; Actinopteri; Cypriniformes; Nemacheilidae
Gene: fdx2
Product: ferredoxin 2
Exons: 5
Coding region: 7-546 (179 amino acids)
Biological process (GO): P450-containing electron transport chain; positive regulation of oxidoreductase activity
Cellular component (GO): mitochondrion
Molecular function (GO): 2 iron, 2 sulfur cluster binding
Source: RefSeq, a predicted model, not a curated record
AGUGUCAUGGCGGCGUCCUCAGCGGUGCGGGCGAGCGUGACUUUCACUCAGCGGUUCGUGCGAGUUUUUCCGGACUGCAGCAUCUGUCCGCUUCACCGUCUCAACCUGUGCACCGGAUCCGCGGGAGCGAGCUUUUCCGCACCGAGCGUCAGUGCUUCCGGUGACUGUCAGAAGGAGGACACGCAAGAACAAGUUGUUCAUGUUGUAUUCAUCGACCGGUCUGGACGGAGGAAGUCAGUCAAGGCGAAAGUUGGAGAUAAUGCUCUUUAUCUGGCACAUAAACAUGGAAUUGAUCUCGAGGGGGCGUGUGAAGCAUCUUUAGCGUGCUCGACGUGUCACGUGUAUGUGAAGAGUGAAUUCUGCGAUAAACUUCCAGCACCCGAGGAAAGAGAGGAUGAUAUGCUGGAUAUGGCCCCCAUGCUGCAAGAGAAUUCUCGUCUGGGAUGUCAGAUCAUUCUCACUCCUGAGCUGGACGGCAUCGAGCUCACUCUGCCCAAAGUCACUCGCAACUUUUACGUGGAUGGUCACGUUCCCAAACCUCACUGACGCGAAUGAACGAAGAAAUCCUGCAGGAUGCCGAGCACUGUGGGACACCUGCCAAACAAUUACAAUCAAACAUUGACUCAGUGACAAUCUUUAUCCUCCCACUUCAGUGCUCAGCGACACACAGUGUUUUACUGGUGUGGGCUGUUUGUGUGUUUGUGAGGGUUUAUGCCGAUGCUUCUAGAACACACGAUCCUCACAGGUUCAGAGGAUCUGAAGUCAUAAAUAUAGUUUUAACAGAAGCGCUUCAGAGUUAUUUUCUCUUAAACAUCAUAAGUCAAGUCUCUGUAGCAGCUCACGGUGACAUUAUUUUCAUGACAAUGACUCCAAUUCCCACUGCUGUGAUUGAAAAUAAAAACUCAUUGUCCUAUAGUUUGUCUUUGCUAAUUUUCUGGAGAUUCUCAUUACAGUUAUAUUUUAUUUGAUCAACGUAAACGUUUUGAAAUCUAGGUAUUCGUGUGGGAUAGCAAUGAAAACGGGGCUUCAUUAUCAUGAAAAUGAUGUAAAAACAUCUGUUGUCCUACAAAUGGCAUCAUCUCCUUUGUUCCAUAUUCUUUAGUUUGAAAUAAGAUGAUGAUGACGCUGAUGUUGUGUGAGAUUUACUCAAAACAUUAACAUUACAGACUCAUAUCUGUGUUCUCUGAAUUACCUGUGAUCUAGAACAGUGAUUUUCAAUCCUGAGCCUGGGGACCCACCACUCUACACAUUUUGUAUAUCUCUUUUAAAUGACACAGUUAGUUCAAUUCAUGGAUGUCUCACUUAAUGAGCUGAUGAUUUGAGUCAGGUGUGUUAGAUAAGGGAGACAUUCAAAAUGUGCAGAGUGGUGGAUCCCCAGGCUCAGGAUUAAAAACCACUGAUCUAGAACAUACAUGUGAAAUGUUUAGCUCUCACACAACUUCUGUCUUUAACGCUCCUGUUACUGUAAAUAACUAUAAGGGUUUAUACAUAUAAAGCUUGUAGAAACACAUGCAUUUGUUUGUUCAGUAAUAAAAGUCCUGUGCAUUAUUCUUGAUCAUUGACUUGUACAGUAAGCAGUGCAUGUUCAAUGCUUUUGUUUGAGCUUUUAUUCAUUAUUCAACAUUAAACAUCAAUGGACAUCAUGAA